AGGAAUUAUUUACAUCAUCCGAUAACCAAGAUAGGAUUCACCACCACUGCGACCGUUGAGUUGGGUUGAGGGAGUCUGGUCUGUUAAACAGGAGCUCCUUCAAAUGGAGAUCGCAUUGCAUUCUCUGUCAUUUGCCGCCGCCUCCUCCUCUACAAUGACCAGGGAUCUCAAACCUAAAGUUUGUAAUCCAAUGGAUCCUUAUUCUUGUUCUUUAAUAGACACCAAAGAACGGGGAAGAGCUAUAGUAUCAUCUGCUCUACCAGAAACAGCUGCUUCUAUAGCUAUUGCUGCCACGGUUGUGGGUGCUGCAGCUACCCUUCUUAUGCGUAGAACCAAAGCAUCUGAGGCAAAUGAGAUCCCUUUGAAAAUAUGUGAAGAUUGUAGUGGUUCUGGCAUAUGUUCUGAAUGCAAAGGCGAAGGGUUUGUUCUUAAGAAGCUCUCGGAGGAAAGUGCUGAGAAGGCGAGGUUGAAAUCAAAGAAUAUGGCUACUAGAUUCACGGCAGGACUUCCAAAGAAAUGGAGCUACUGCACAAAGUGCUCUGCUGCCCGCUCUUGUAGCACUUGCAGCGGCCGUGGGAAGUUAAGUUUCUAGGUUUUCCGAACAAUCAUCUUUGUGCUUCCAAGUAGGAUUUCGUCACAAUGAUGCUUGUUUUUCUGCGUCAUUCGAGAAGGCAGCCAACUCAUCAUUAAGAAGAUUUGAAGUAAUCUUACUUUAUUUUUGAGCUUUGUAUAUCUAAAUACGUCUUUGCAAAUUUUUUCUAUUUUCUGUUGAAAUAUUAUGACAGUUUGUUAUCUAUUGCACUUUGUUGUUGAAAUUAAAAAUUUUUUCUUGUUAUCUAUUGCUCUGAAUGGUCGUUGCUAAAAGUUUUAAUUGAGUAACACUGCAAAGAGAAGCGAAUAGAAGACGACUCAAGAGUUAUUUCGUGCACUGCAAAGAGAAGCGAAUAGAAGAUGACUCAAGAGUUAUUUCGUGCCUUCAUAACUGGCUGCAUGAUGUUAUGUGUUCUGUAGACGUUAUUUUCUAUUACCCUAAAAACCCUUUUUUUGGGUCAACCUAAAAAGCCCUUGCUAUAUGAAGAUAAUACUGGGGAAUGAUCCUAAUAGCUUCUAGGAAUCAUAAGAUAAUGUAGCAGUACAUUUUGUUAAUAGUAACUUCAUGCCCCCACUGCUGGGGCUACAAGCCUAUAACAGAGUAUGCUCAAAUAAUCUGAGGAAUUGCAAUGAUCUCGAUUGCUCAAAUAACAGAGUAUGCUCAAAACCAUAUGGAGCACGUCAUACAUAAGUCACUUAUACAUGGUUUUCAUAGCAAUUUUUUUCCAGUAAUUUGCACUAUCGUAGUUUUGCUAUCUAAAUUUUGUUUGAUCUUCACAUGUGAAUUUUUGUGUUUAGCAAUUACAAGCUGAAACAAGUGCAAACAUUUUUAUAACUAUAUUGAAGCUUUCCUGAUCACGAUUAUCAAGUCAUGGCUAACUAGCUUUGGUUCGGGCAUUUUAUCAAGCAUGUAAUGGGCUUUGUCAAAUAGAGCAAUUACCUUAUUUACAGAAUCUGAUUAACUGCUGUGAAUUUGUGAUGAAUUUAUGAGCCUGGAGUGGUACUCUUCCAAUAGCUAUUUUGGCAAUGAUUCUCUUCUCAAUCGGAGUUCAAGCUGCAUCCGGUGCAACUUUUGGAAUCAGCCCCUUCAUUUCACGGCGAUCUUUGGGUAUCAUAUCAGGCUUGACUGGUGCAGGGGGCAACGUUGGAUCAGGCCUUACCCAAUUAGUCUUCUUUUCAACUUCAUGAUUCUCCAUUGCAGCUGGUCUCCUGGAUGAGAGUCAUGAUUCCUAUGACACUGAUUCACUUCCCACAGUGGGGAGCAUGUUCCUUCCUCGUUCAAAAGAUAU
Messenger RNA from Tripterygium wilfordii, 1880 nucleotides. RefSeq lists its product as uncharacterized. NCBI's taxonomy places the organism in Eukaryota, Viridiplantae, Streptophyta, Magnoliopsida, Celastrales, Celastraceae. The coding region runs from base 104 to 592 and encodes 162 amino acids. The record is from RefSeq and is a predicted model, not a curated record. The transcript is spliced from 4 exons.